Messenger RNA from Trichogramma pretiosum, 1050 nucleotides. RefSeq lists its product as uncharacterized. Gene Ontology annotation, biological process: lipid transport. Gene Ontology annotation, cellular component: extracellular region. The record is from RefSeq and is a predicted model, not a curated record. Gene Ontology annotation, molecular function: lipid binding. NCBI's taxonomy places the organism in Eukaryota, Metazoa, Arthropoda, Insecta, Hymenoptera, Trichogrammatidae. The coding region runs from base 116 to 697 and encodes 193 amino acids. The transcript is spliced from 2 exons.
CGUCCGUGUCAGUUUCAAAUCUGCCGCUUAGAGAGUCGCGUGUCUCGUGCCUACUACCACUAACUGUGUUGUUUUUUUUAUCACACACCCCCGCUAUACCAAUAAUAAUAUCAUCAUGAAGUACUUGGCGAUUUUGGCCGUGUGCCUGGUGGUAAGCUGCUGGGCAGCGCCCGAGGGCGACAAGGAGGUGGCCGUGCAGCAGCCGCUCCAGCUCGCCGAGAUCAUCAGCAACGCCCAGAAGAACAUCAACGAGCUCGCCACCCAGAUCAAGACCCAGCUCAAUCUGCCCGACCAGGAGACGGUCGUCAACACCCUCAAGACCCAGAGCAGCGACUUCGUCAACAAGGUUCAGGGCUACAUCAGCACCGUCUCCGAGGAGGUCAAGAGCAAGACGCCCGAGCUCGAGAAGCUGUGGACGGACGUGCGCGGCAAGCUGAGCAAGGUCGUCGAGGACAUCAACGCCAACGUACCCAACGCCAAGGAGUCGGCCGACCAGCUGCAGAAGCAGUUCCAGGAGGGCGUCGAGACCCUCGUCAAGGAGUCCAACACCAUCGCCGAGGCGUUCAAGGCCAACAGCGGCCAGGUGCGCGAGGACAUCGCCUCGUUCACCAAGAAGGCCGUCGACAUCGCCGUCGAGGCCACGCACAGCCUCAACGAGCAGCUCAAGAGCGCCGCCACAGCCGCCAAAAAAGACUAAAUCUAAUAAUACUAUAUAUAACUCGAUUAUAAACUCAACGAGUUCCAUACGAAAUAGCAUCGAGAUACCAAAACAAUGUGAUAUUAUUCGAAUCUUCUUUUUGUUGUAAAACUCAUAAUUACAUAUGAUAUUUCCCAUCGAGUCCAUUUAUGAUUGUUUGUUUCGUCGGAAUAUUCUGCCUUAUAUUAUUACGAACGUGUAUUAUUAUUCGCAUUUUGUAAUCUUACAUCGAGCUCCCGAGGCGUCGAUCCGACAAUGCGUGCAAUUCGCAGCGCUCGGGCCGAACGAUCCGAGGAGAGGAGAGAAUCUCUGAUAAUAAAAUAUCAAGCAUUGAUACGUUUUUAAAAAAAAAA